Symbiodinium sp. CCMP2592 is the source of this 867-nucleotide messenger RNA. The record is from the annotation of a GenBank genome assembly. NCBI's taxonomy places the organism in Eukaryota, Dinophyceae, Suessiales, Symbiodiniaceae.
AUGUCCUGCCCCUCGACUAUGCCGGCCACGCCCCGAAAGCUUGCGCGACGUAGUGGCUCGGAGACCACAGUGGCUCCGGAGCACAGCGACAGCGAGAGCCUCGAGGGGACAUCCUCCAGCCUUCCUUCUCCACGCCCAGACACAGCGGAGUGCCAGGGGGACGGACAGAGACAGUGCAAGGUCUUCGUCAAGACCACAUUCCUCGAUGUGGAUGAGGGCCAAGGCCUCAUGCAGUGCUUCGCCCAGCUGCGGGGUCGGACCAUGUCAGACUCGGCUUUGGUGAUCGCCUUUGACAGUGAGGAGGCCUACAUGCCUGGAAAGUUCAGCGAGGAGCAUGCCAGUGACUGCGCAGAAAAACCCGCGGUGGCAAAGGCAACAGAGCCAGCCACCGAGCCGGAAUCGCAGCCAGUGCAGAGAAAGAACAACAUGGCAAAGCGGGCUUCUGACAAAACGACCGUAAUGCUGCGUAACGUCCCCAAUAACUACACGCGAGAGAUGUUCCUCGCUCUCCUUGACGACAACGGCUUUGCUGGGCGCUACGACUUCGUUUACUUGCCCUGUGACUUCCGGCGCCAGGCCAACCUGGGCUACGCCUUCGUAAACCUCGUGGAUGCCUCUGCCGUGGACGACGCCUGGGCCGCUUUCCAUGGCUUUGUGGAUUGGGCGCUGCCCACUCAGAAGGUCUGCGAAGUGAGCUGGAGCGGUCCCCACCAGGGGUUCAAGGCGCAUGUGGAGCGCUACCGCAACAGUCCGGUGAUGCACCGAAGUGUCCCGGACGCAUACAAGCCCAUCAUCUUCCAAGACGGUGUGCGCCAGGACUUCCCACGGCCUACCAGGAAAAUCAAGGCGCCAACCGCCGGAUGCUAA